Molecule: messenger RNA, 2049 nt
Organism: Mytilinidion resinicola
Lineage: Eukaryota; Fungi; Ascomycota; Dothideomycetes; Mytilinidiales; Mytilinidiaceae
Product: FAD/NAD(P)-binding domain-containing protein
Exons: 1
Coding region: 82-1914 (610 amino acids)
Molecular function (GO): N,N-dimethylaniline monooxygenase activity; NADP binding; flavin adenine dinucleotide binding
Source: RefSeq, a predicted model, not a curated record
AACGGUGCUGUAAAUGGCUUCACAGAAGAAGAAACUGUCAUCCGCAAUGCAGUGGACAAGGCCGCAAUCAAUCCUCUCCGAAUGGCGCUAUACCAGAUCACAGCCGACCCUGAGCUGGCCACGAUGAAAAUUACGAAAGAGAAAAUUCGAGGCGGUGUACUUUUCGACUACGUACUGAGUGCAGAAGACGAGAGGAUUGUCCGCGAGAAAGCCGUCGCGUUCCUCAAAUCCGGCCCCCAUGAGGAACCACCUCCACCGUCGGUUGCGGAGGCGAACAAGCUCAUGAAUCUGUUUGGUGGGCGCAUGAUCGAGGAGAAUGAUGUCCUCCCUGGUUACGAAGAGCUAUCAUUUGACACAUUCCCUCGCGGAGUCGAGUGGGCGAAGGCACCACCACCAAAGGAGAAGCUGGCCGAUUACAAGGUCCUCGUCGUGGGUGCUGGUCUCAGCGGCAUAGCAGCGGCCAUUCAGUUGAAGAAUCUAGGGAUCCCAUACACCGUGAUUGAUAGGCAAGAGACGCUCGGGGGAACAUGGCUCUGGAAUACCUACCCCGAAUGCCGUGUCGACACACUCAGCUACUUGUUCCAAUACAAGUUCGAGAAAAACUACAAGUGGCCGGAGUUCUUCGCUGCGCGACAAGAUACUUUGGUCUACUUGAAGCAUGUCGCUUCGAAGCACGACAUACUGAAAGACUUCCAGUUCAACAAAGAGGUCAUUGCUUCUACUUGGGAUGAAUCUUCAUCAACAUGGAAGGUCACCCUGAAGAGUAAGCUGACCGGCGAGGAAGAAACUGUGACGGCCAACUCGGUGAUCAGCGCGACUGGGCUCUUCAGCACGCCUAACCUUCCAGACAUUCCCGGCAUCACUGAUUUCAAGGGUCACAUCUUCCACACAACUGCUUGGGACCACAAAGUAGAUUAUAAGGACCUCCGAAUUGCCGUGAUUGGUACUGGUUCAACAGGUGCUCAACUUAUCCCAAACCUUGGACGAGUGGCAAAGAACCUUGCCAUCUACCAGAGAACACCCAAUUGGAUCGUCACCAUCGAAGGGUAUCGGGCGCCCGUUCCAAGUGACCUGAAUUGGAUGUUCGACCACAUGCCUUACUACUGGAACUGGUACUGCUAUGCAGCGUACUUCCGAAGUUUGGACCUCGCAGCCGUUCAAGUGAAGGACAAGGAGUACGAAGCCAAGGGUGGAAGAGUGAACGAGAGGAACGACAGUGUCCGAGAAGCAUUGACAAACUUCAUCACCAAGAAGAUGGCAUCCAAGCCCGAAUUAAUCAAGAAGCUUGUGCCAACCUACCCUCCCCUGGUCCGCAGGCUGGUUAUGGACAACGGUUUUUACGAUACUCUAUUGCAGGAUAACUGCGAACUCGUGACCGACAGCAUCGAGCGCAUCACCGAAAAAGGAAUUAAGACAAAGGAUGGCAAGGAGAGGGAAUUCGACUUGAUUGUGUUGGCCGGGGGGUUCAAGACAUCCAAGUACUUCUUCCCGACUAUAUACAAGGGCAAGGGCGGCAUCACGCUCGAACAGCUUUGGAAGAAGGACGGCGCGCGAACAUAUCUCGGCAUGGUCAUGCCAGGCUUCCCCAACUUCUUCUCUCUCUACGGCCCCAACCACCAGCCACGUGGAGGCAGUCUGUAUUCGUGGGCAGAAAUCUGGGCCCGUUAUGCCGUCGCAUCCGUCAAAUGGAUGAUCGAGAACGACAAGAAGUCAAUGGACGUCAAGCCGGAGGUGAACGACAAAUACCAGGACAGCCUAGACGAGGCCUCGAAGAAGCUCAUCUGGGAAUACUCAGAAGGGCAGAGCUACUACGUCAACGAGUUUGGGCGGUCCGGCGUCAACAUGCCGUGGACGACGUCUGAAUACCACGCCAUGGUGAUCAAACCGAAUCCAGAUGACUUUGUGACCACGUGAGCCGCGAAGCUGGUUCGGGCUGGAUGGUUGUAAUCUUUCCCAAGUUGGUGUUUUGAACCUAUAGCGGGUCUUUGCUUCGAGUUGGCCGGGUGUGGCCUAGAGAUCCCCUUGUACUUGGUUUCCUUGAUGAUAUGC